Molecule: messenger RNA, 1191 nt
Organism: Stegodyphus dumicola
Lineage: Eukaryota; Metazoa; Arthropoda; Arachnida; Araneae; Eresidae
Gene: Sec6
Product: Exocyst complex component Sec6
Biological process (GO): exocyst localization; exocytosis
Cellular component (GO): exocyst
Molecular function (GO): SNARE binding
Source: RefSeq, a predicted model, not a curated record
UAAGGUGAAUGUAAGCUUGGUUUCUUGUAUAAUUUCUGUUUGUUUGUAAAAGCGUAAAAACUAAUUAAAGAAAUGUGUAAUUAUUCUGAACUUAAUUAGCGUUGAUAUUGAUCACCAUUGAUUCAAAAUAUGACAUCGACAUUUGACAUGAAUCUUAUUGAAAGCGAAGCUGCAUCAACUGCAGCCAAACAUGUAGCUAACAUGCUACAACGCCCUGAUCAGCUGGAAAAAGUAGACAAAUAUAUGCAUCGAGAAUUACGUAAAAAGGCCUCAGUUGAUGGUGUUUUGAAAACUGCUAUGCAGACUCAGUUGGAUGGUGUACAGACUGGUUUAUAUCAAUUGGAUGCUGCUUUGACUGAAAUCAAAGAAAUUAAUAAAGAUAUUCAAGAAAUGCAAGAAACUUUAAAGCUUGUACCAGAUCUUGUUGAAAAUUUGUAUGCAUUAAAAGUAGAAAGCAAAGAACAUAGUCAGUGCUCCGCUGCUCUGGAAAAUCUUGAACAUAUUCUAAAUAUCCCUAAAAGUGUGCAAGAAGCAAUGGAUAUGAUCAAUGAAGGAAAGUUACUUGCUGCCCAUCAAGUUCUUGCAAUAUUAGAACAUUCAAGAGAUGAUUUAUUGUUUGAAAUGCAUAAACUUGCAAAUCAGAGUCCUACAGAUCAAAAUAUGCUAAAACAUUAUUUUUCUGAUGUCGAGAAACUAUCAGAGGAAAUAAGCAAGCAAAUAUGGCUAAUUUUGCGUAGGACACUUAAUUCUGUGAGAAAAGAACCCAAAAUCAUUGUCAGUGCUUUAAGAAUAAUUGAACGUGAAGAGAAUGAAGAUGCUGCUGCUAUUGCUUGGCAAAAAAGAAGUGGUUAUAUGCCUGUAGGGAGGCCCAAACAAUGGAGAAAGCAAGCAUUUAAUGUUUUGAAGCAAUCAGUUUUAGAAAGAAUUGAAGGAAAUCAAUUUGAAGAUCGUUCUGGAAAUAAAAUGUGGUUAGUUACACAUCUUGAAGUUACAAGGCAAAUAGUUGUUGAAGAUUUAAGAGUUGUAAAAAAUGCUUGUGAACCAUGUUUCCCUCCAAAAUAUCAAAUAUUUGAUGAAUAUGUCAAAAUGUAUCAUGAGUGCCUUACAAGACAUUUACAUGAUCUUAUUGGAAACAAAUUAGAAGAUAAUGAAUAUAUCACAUUAUUGACAUGGAUAAGUGCCUAUGGGUAA